Messenger RNA from Labrus bergylta (ballan wrasse), 2465 nucleotides. Its product is annotated as calpain-1 catalytic subunit. Gene Ontology annotation, biological process: proteolysis. Gene Ontology annotation, cellular component: cytoplasm. Gene Ontology annotation, molecular function: calcium-dependent cysteine-type endopeptidase activity; calcium ion binding. Lineage: Eukaryota; Metazoa; Chordata; Actinopteri; Labriformes; Labridae. The record is from RefSeq and is a predicted model, not a curated record.
CAUUGCAGCCAUGCCUCCACCAGGUGUGUGUAUGAACAUCAUCAAUGCACGUCGCAAGAAAGACGGUUAUGGGACUGUUGUUAACCCUGAGAAGUUUCUCAACCAAGACUUCCAGCAGCUGAAACAGUACUGUCUCAUCCGGCGUGUAAGAUUUGUCGAUGAUAUGUUCCCACCUGAUAGAAACUCAAUUGGUGAAGGGCUACUGAGCCCUACUGACAUGGCUCGAGUCGUGUGGCUGAGACCGGGGAAACUUGUUCCAAAUCCAUCUUUUACUGUUGAUGGGGUUUCCAGGUUUGACUUUGGUCAAGGCCUAGUUGGUAACUGUUGGUUUCUUGCAUCUAUUGGAGCACUUACAUUCCAGACUUAUAUCUUUGAGCAAGUUGUUCCUCUUCAGCAAAGGUAUGAAGAGGACUACUGUGGCCUGUUCCACUUUAAGUUCUGGAGAUUUGGAAGAUGGGUGGAUGUUGUCAUUGACGACAAGCUACCAACAAUUGAUGGCAGACUAAUCUUCGUUCACUCCACGGACCCGACUGAGUUCUGGCCUGCUUUGCUGGAGAAAGCCUAUGCAAAAGUGUGUGGUUCCUAUGCUGACAUGAAUGCUGGAACUCCUGCUGAGGCUAUGGUGGACUUCACUGGUGGUGUUCACGUAUGUGUCCAGCUGGCAGACCCCCCCCACAAUCUGUGGGAGCUGAUGUGCAGAGCUGGUCAAUCUAAGUCACUGAUGGGUUGCGGUACACCCCAGGGGAAGACAUCUGAAAACACUGUGCUACCAAAUGGAUUGGUCCAAGGCCAUGCCUACACUGUCACUGGUGUGAAACAGGUGAUGAGCCAAGGGACACCAGUAAAUCUGGUGCGUGUAUGGAACCCCUGGGGUCAAGGGGAGUGGAAAGGAGACUGGAGUGAUAAGUCCCCUUUCUGGCAAACCGUUAGUCCUGAAGAUCGUGAGAUGUGUCUGUCUGUGGCUGAUGACGGGGAGUUUUGGAUGACCCAGGAAGACUUCUGUAGGUUUUACUCAGAUCUUGACAUCUGCUGCCUUUGUCCUGACUUCCUUGAUGGAACCUCUUCAUGCCACUGGAAAACCUCUUUCUACGAUGGCAGAUGGGUUGCAGGAACCACUGCUGGAGGAUGCAUGAAUAACCUCGAGAGCUUCUGGACUAAUCCUCAGUAUCGGGUCACAGUUGAGAAGUUAUUCGGUGAGUGUUCUGCCAAACAAGGGGAAAACAGCAUGCUUGUGUCUCUCAUGCAAAAGCCUGACAAGAGAAAUAGACGCCUGGUCCAAAAUCUACACAUUGGAUUCUCCAUAUUUAAGCUGACCAAAGAACAUGAAACAUACAAGGGGAAGUUCCCAGCCUCCUUCUUCAGCAGAAACAAAGCUGUGGCUCAAACAAAGAGCUACAUGAAUGCUCGUGAGGUGAUGGAGAUGAUGAGUCUGGAGCCUGGUGAAUACCUGAUUGUGCCAUCUACCUUCACUCCCAAUGAGACAGCAUCCUUCAUCCUGACCAUUCUCUCCAAGGCUGAGACCCACGGCAAUGAAAACUCAAGUGGCCAUGACCAUGAACAUAUGGAAGUGGAAGAGCCCAUGAAAGCAAAAAAAGAACCAGAUGAAGAAAAUAAGAGAACAUUGUUCCGUCAAUACUCUGACAAGUAUGAAGAGGUUGAUGCUGAAAAGCUCCAGACAAUUCUCAAUCAGCAAAUCCUGAAAGGAGACUUGAAAACUGGAGGCUUCAGCAUUGACGCAUGUCGCAGCAUGGUUGCUCUGAUGGAUACAUCUGUCACUGGCAAACUGAACGGGGAGGAAUUUGUCCGUUUGUGGAAGAAGAUCAGCACAUUCAAGGACAUUUUCUUUUGCACGGAUGUUUCACAAACAGGAACACUCUCACUGAGUGAGCUCCGGAAUGCAAUUACUGCUUCAGGAAAGAAGCUUAGUGAUGAGAUGCUUAAUUUGAUGGCUCUGCGUUAUGGCUCCUCUGGACACAUGACUCUGGAGAGUUUCAUCAGUCUAGUCCUGCGAUUCGACUGCAUGAACCAAAUCUUCAGCCAGCUGUCAGACGGCAUGACCUUGAAUCUUAGUGAAACAGAGUGGCUGUACCUCUCGAUGUACACUUAACCUGGCACACAGAAGAUGAUCUGCAGGAUUGAUUCCAAAGAAAGCAUUUUUUGCAUGUGCUUUUGUAUGCAAUGAUGGGGAUUUUAGAUUUUCUCCGACACUGGCUCCUCUGUUGCUGGCUGUGGUGUCUCCGCUAUCUUUUUUUUUGUUGACUAAAGUAAAGCUCUGUUUCCAAGGAAACAGGGUCAAAGAGGUGCAGACAACUGUACCUGAUGCUUUUGACAAAAUGAUCUCACACACAUUAAAGAUCAUUGCAUAUGUCAUAGAGCAGGUUAAAUAACUGACAACAUAAAGAGAGUCUUCCAGAUCGAGGUGACUUUAUUAAGAGAAUCACUUUGCUGUUUGACAUGUCAGUUUU